AUGGACCCCAGCUUACGAGGAAGCCUUCAACUAUUUCAAGAAGAUUCUGUCGGAACCACCUAUUCUCGGGAAGCCGAAAGUAGGAGAGACCCUAUACCUUUAUCUAGCCGUAAAGGAGGAGGCCAUGGCAGCUGUCCUGAUUCGGGAAGAAGACAAAUUCCAGUAACCUGUGUACUUCAUCAGCAAGGUGCUCUAGGGGCGGAGCUUAGGUACACUAAGUUGGAAAAGCUAGCCUAUGCUUUAUUAAUCUCCUCUCAGAGGUUAAGACAAUACUUCCAAGGUCACCCAAUCAAGUUGAGAACUGACCAAGCCAUCCGCCAGAUCCUGCAGAAACCUAACCUAGCGGGCCGAUCAAGCAAUGGUCUUGGUAGAAGUAACUGGGAAUUCUUCCGAAAAUUCGAGCAUACAUGGAAGCUCCAUGUAGACAGAGCAUCCAACCAGGCGUCCGAGGGAGCCGAGAUCAUUUUGGAAAGUUCGGAAGGUGUGACCUACGAGCAGUCAAUUAAAUUCGAGUUUCCGGUCUCCAAUAAUCAGGCUGAGUACGAGGCCCUGAUAAGGGGAUUGACCUUAGCUAAAGAGGUUGGAACAACAAGGUUCGAAGUCAACAGCGACUCGCAGAUUAUAACUUUUCAAGUUAACGGAACUUACCAAGUUAGAGACCCUUUGCUGCAAAAACGAAAAAGAAGCCAAAGUCAUAAGAGCGAAUCUGCCAGGUAUGCAGUAAUACAGGGACAACUGUACAAAUGGGGACUCAACCAACCCCUGCUGAAGUGCCUACACCCCGACCAAACGGACUACGUUCUAAGCGAAGUCCAUGAGAGGUGUUGUGGCUAUCACAUCGGAGGGAAGACACUAGUAAGAAAGCUCGUGAGAGCCGGGUAUUAUUGGCCUUCUAUGAUGAUAGGUGCCCAAAAACUCGUGAGAAAAUGCAAGAAGUGUCAAGAGAAUGCGAACUUUCAUAAGGCUCCAGCGGAGGAGCUGAGUUCCAUGUUGGCCUCCCAACCCUUUUCCUGGUGGGGAGUUGACCUCUUGGGUCCAUUCCCAGUAUCCCCAAGGAAAUUAAAAUAUCUCAGAGUGGCCAUCGAUUACUACACCAAGUGGGUGGAAGCAGAGCCGUUAGUCAGCAUAUCAUCGGUAAAUUGUCGGAAGUUCUUGUGGAGGCAGGUGAUCUCCAGGUUUGGAAUCCCAAAGACCGUGAUCUUAGAUAAUGGGACACAGUUCGCUAACAAAAAGUUUUGA
Molecule: messenger RNA, 1239 nt
Organism: Arachis ipaensis
Lineage: Eukaryota; Viridiplantae; Streptophyta; Magnoliopsida; Fabales; Fabaceae
Biological process (GO): DNA integration
Molecular function (GO): RNA-DNA hybrid ribonuclease activity; nucleic acid binding
Source: RefSeq, a predicted model, not a curated record